Molecule: messenger RNA, 823 nt
Organism: Dimorphilus gyrociliatus
Lineage: Eukaryota; Metazoa; Annelida; Polychaeta; Dinophilidae
Source: the annotation of a GenBank genome assembly
AUCAAAAAGUGAACAUUACUCAAGAAGGACAUUGGUAUAUAAGUAGGAUGAUUCGUUUUAAUCUUUUAGCUGAUAACAUCGUCCUGUAGGCGAGAUGAAGGUAUUUUCUUUGUCGUCCUUCGUUGGUUUCGCUCUCAUCAGUACCAUACUAGGUUCUUUAGAUAGUCAACCCCAAAUAUAUCAUAUGAUAGCAGUUGGAGAUCAUGGCUACUUCCCUAUAUGUUAUGAUGUUGGAAUUGAAACUGGAGGUGCAGUUCGACUUUUCAGUGACGACUCUAUGGGACUCAGUAUCACAGCAACAACAUUUGAUGGACAUCAUAUUGACUCAGUUAACAUCAUCUUUAAAUCGAAAAACUUUUUAAUUAAUACCAAAGGAUUUAAAGUUGGAAGUAACGAAUUAGUUGCCUGGGAAAACUUUAGACUAGGAAAAUUGACCUCAAAAAAUGUUACAGCUAUGUUUGAAAAGAAUAGCAUAUUGAUUAAGCUUGAAACAGAAUCAAAUUUUCUUGACGUGAGAAUUACGAGAAGGGAAUAUAAGGAAGGAGCCUUCUUUUUGUCAAUCUGUUUCCCUAGAUUAAAUCCAAAGAACGACACUAGGAAAGGAAUUGUAGGGUUUCUGCGAAAUUUAUCGUGGAAAAUUGAAAAUGUUGCUCAUUUCGGAAAAGCUGAAGACGAACUAGAAGAAAUGGUUGAUUUAAAUUUCUCAACUAAUACAAGUUCUUAUAAAUCAAUUAUUCGAUGUGAUAUGGUUAAGAGACAAAGCUCUCAAUGCUGUAAACUUGAGAUAAUGAAAAUUAUUGGUCAUAUAGACAACUUUUCAUAG